GCCAAGCCGCCCGAGAAAGGUGUAGCAUCCUCACUCCAGCCGUGCAAGAAACCCAUCUCUCUCUCUGUCUGUCUUUUUCGUUCUGUCUUUUUCUCCCUUUCCCCCCGAUUCAUGGCCCAGUUUUAUCCUUGGCUUCUGCUGUUGCUGUUGAGUGUCUCCUUGUGUCUCGGCUGUGAGCCUAAUGGCACAGUGCCCAAGACUUCUGGGGAUCAAGAUGUACAAGAGAAGACUGCCAAAAGCUGCCCAGAUCAAGGAGGACAACUUGACAACGGCAGUGGAGCACAGUUCAGCACAGAUCAUUAAGCCCCCGAGAAAGAAAAAGCAGGCCAGGAAGCGAAGGCGGCGGCUCAAGUCUUGGCGGCUCCGGCAGCAGCCAGGCAUCCCCCAGCUAAAAGUGCGAGGCCGGAGAUGCACCUUCCAGGCCUUCAUUUACAAGAGGUUGCCACCUCAAAGCCAAGUGAGCAAACUGAAAACUUGCUACUGCAGGUUGAAGAAUGCAAGAAAGCCUUCAAAGGCAGCCGACCUGGGUCAGUCCAGCAGUUCUGAUGUGCCAACAGAUGGGAAAAAUUUACCUGGAAAGGAGAAAGGGGAGCAUUCUGAAAAACCAGGACGUGUUAGCAAUGUGCAAGCAAAGCAAAGAAGGUCGAAGAAACCUGGCCUUAUGGAGAAGAAGAGAUAUCAGACAGUCUCCGAGUACCAGUUCGUAUGUCCAGGAAAGGCUGUUUUCCAUUGCACCAAAGAAAGCAUGAAGCAACGGUUGCGUUCCAUCUAUCUGGGGAAGGCAUACCAGAAACCACAAAAACCCAAGCACUCGCUGGUUCGGAAAUCUCGUUGCCGUAGGGGGAUAAACAACACCCGAAGGGGAAAUGCCAGGGCUAAAGCCCAAUGCCCAGUGGGAAGUGACUUUCCGAAAAACGUCAACCCACGCAUCCCACCACAGGGAAUUUCAAACCUGACGUACCAAAUCAGUAAGUUGAUGCUUGCCAGCCCUGAAAGCCUCCCUUCCAUGCCAGCUGAAAAUCAGUACCUUACCCACCGACAGCAUCAGCCAGCUCUGGAAAACACAUCCCUGCUGGCAGCAGAGGACCUUCGGAUGUUGAGUAGCAUUCCUGCAAGGCAAGGAGGCAAAGAAGGAUGGAAUGUCAAUCUGGAUUAUAACCUGGAAUCUCACCGACAGGGAAGCAUGAAGAAUGCACUUGUGUCCUUUGCUUAUUCCAAAAACCCACCAAGGCCAAGGCCCAUGUCAGCGAGAGAAUGCUACACCAAAGCUUGGCACCAUCUGUUUGGCGGCGAAGAGAAACCAAACAAGGAGGUUUCAGAGAAAGGGGAUGCCACUGAAAGUGUGCUGGAGCUGAGUGCAAGCAGUAAGGCAGCCAUCAUUCAAACCCGGAGUGCCAUCAUCAUCCCAACCAUCACUCAGUACUCCUCCGACGAAAGCUUGACCACAGAGGUGCCUUGCUUGAAUGGCACCCCAUUUCUGACUGAGAUGAAACAGGAUAGAUCUUCAAGUGCCGACUGUGGCCAAAUUGCAUCAGGGAAGGAAUGGUUGAUGGGAAAUCUUGCACAUCAUUUCUACAAGGAUAGGAGACAGGCAGACUAUUUCCCAGUCCCUGGCAACAGAAGAUUUGAGUCCUGGGGUACAGAUGCCUGGUAGGCCAGAGAUCCAGAAAACUCAGUUUUGGCACCGAAUUGGGCCAAAGAAGAAAGAGACAAAACUUGGGGCUUGCUUUAUACUCAGUCAGAGAUUAUGGAUAUGAAAGUCUCAAUUGAGCGACUUAUUUUAAAGCUAUUUUGAAGAGUAAAGAUGUUUGAGAAUUGA
Messenger RNA from Sceloporus undulatus (fence lizard), 1819 nucleotides. RefSeq lists its product as uncharacterized. The record is from RefSeq and is a predicted model, not a curated record. Bases 182 to 1654 code for a protein of 490 amino acids. The transcript is spliced from 7 exons. NCBI's taxonomy places the organism in Eukaryota, Metazoa, Chordata, Lepidosauria, Squamata, Phrynosomatidae.